This is a messenger RNA of Pomacea canaliculata, 6645 nucleotides long. RefSeq names its product electroneutral sodium bicarbonate exchanger 1-like. Gene Ontology annotation, biological process: bicarbonate transport; transmembrane transport; monoatomic anion transport. Gene Ontology annotation, molecular function: sodium:bicarbonate symporter activity; solute:inorganic anion antiporter activity; monoatomic anion transmembrane transporter activity. Gene Ontology annotation, cellular component: plasma membrane. The record is from RefSeq and is a predicted model, not a curated record. Lineage: Eukaryota; Metazoa; Mollusca; Gastropoda; Architaenioglossa; Ampullariidae.
AGCUUCCGUCGUCACGUGCGUGGAGCGACGGGGACAUAGUUACGUAAACACCUGUACUCGACAGGUGUGCCUGCUGGACAUACUGGACGUACUGGCCACUGGGUUCAGAGCCACACGGCCCUCACGAAAGUCCUGUGAGCAUUUUGGUGGUCAAACCAUGGACAGCAACGAAUUGUCCGAAGGGUCGGCUACCAAUGGGCCAUUCCAAAAGAUAGAAUCAUGCGGAAGAGCUCCUCCAUGUACCUCAACGUGCGCAUGCCCCAGAAGCCAGAUCGCCCCCACGUGGAGGGCGAGCAGAAUGAAGGAGAGGAGUCUUACAGUAUAUGCGAGGACUCGACCUAUGACCCGUCCACUAAAGUGCAGGGCCUGCUGAACAGCGUCAAGUCCCUCAAGCACCGCGCUCACACGGUCUUCUGUCAGCUGAGCAUCCUCAAGAAGCGCGGAGACAACUACGAGUGGCGAGAGAGUGGGCGGUGGGUGAAGUACGAGGAGACUGUGGAAGAGGGAGGGAAGCGCUGGUCCAAGCCGCACGUGGCCUCGCUGUCCAUGCAUUACAUUCUAGAACUGCGGCGACACCUGGCGGAUGGCGUGUUCCUGCGAGACGUGGAGUGCUACUCCGUGUCGCAGGUCAUCGACAAGUUCCUGGACGAGUGGGUGGACCAGGACCUGCUGGACCCCAUGCUCCGCAUGCACGUGCGCACCUUGGCCUUGAAGCCGCACCGGCACCGACACGAGCGAGGCCGCCCCGAGGACAAGCGCAAGGGUGUGACGCACUCGGCCAGCGACACCGUCCCCCACAGCUCCUCCGUCAGCUUAGAAGUGCACGGCGAGACCCUCAAGAGUGUCAACAGCGCCAUCAGCUUGUCCUCUGACUUCGGUAGUGAGCAAAGCCUGGAGAGCAUGGACUCCUCCGACUUGGCCAUGAAGAAGCAGCUGAACGAGCGGUUCCUGCGCAAGAUUCCCAAGGGCUCAGAGACGGCCAACAUCAUGGUGGGAGAGCUGGAGGACCUCAAGAGUGUACUAUGCGGUUUUAUGCGCCUCAACGAUGCCCGGGAGCUAGGGGAGAUCUCGGAGGUACCGCUGCCCACCCGCUUCAUCCUCUACUUGCUGGGUCCUACGGGCAGUGGCGUGCAGCUGAGGGAAAUGGGCCGUUGCAUCUCCACCAUGAUAGUCGACGAGAUAUUUCGAGAAGUGGCCUACAAAUGCCGGGAUCUUGAUGAUCUGAUCGCUGGUGUUGACGAGUUCGUGGCGCAAGUGACAGUGCUGCCACCUGGUGAAUGGGAUCCGAAAAUUCGCAUCGAACCUCCAAACAAAGUACCACCACAGGAAAUACGAAAAGUUGAGUCGACGGCAGUUUUGAUGGAAAAGACACAUGGUACAGAUGGUGGCGAUGAGGGUGGCCACGAUGAUCCCAACCUGGAGUUAUCUAUCAGACCAUUCACGGGCCUCAUCCAAGACAUCAAGCGCAAGCUACCCUGGUUCCCGAGUGACUUUAAGGACGCGCUUCACAUCCAGUGUCUACCCGCAACUCUCUUCAUCUUCCUGGCACUGCUGACCAACAAUGUCACAUUUGGAGCACUCCUGGGUACUGGCACGGGUAGCUACAUGGGCGUGAUGGAAUGUGUGUUCGCGGGUGCCGUAUCCAGCAUUCUAUUUGCGCUCUUCGCCGGUCAGCCACUCAACAUCCUGGGUAGCACGGGGCCCAUGCUGGUGCUGGAGAAGAUCAUCUAUGACAUGUGCAACGAUAACAACUGGGACUUCCUCUCCCUGCGUUUCUGGGUGGGCAUCUGGAACGGCUUCUUGCUUCUGCUGGUCAUCUUCAACCUGUCAGCUCUGGUGCGCUACCUGACGCGCUUCACGGAGGAGUGCUUCGCCAGCCUCAUCGCCCUCAUCUUUAUCUACGAGUCCUUCAAGCAGCUUGCGGAAAUCGCGACACUGGAAGCCCCCAUGCGUCUGCGGCCGAAGAAGGGUCACGUGUACCUUCCGCACUGCUUCUGUGACCUGCCGCGCGGCAACCUCACCGACACCGCCAGCAACCUCACAACCGCAGCCACUACCACGCUGACGACGGCCACCACUGGUAAUGUUACGAUCUUUGACUCCUCGGCGUUGACGGAGGCGAUGUGCAAGGCGAUGAACCUGACGUGGAAGUGCGAGAGCAGCUUCGUACCGGACGUGUUUCUCAUGUCUGUCAUUCUUUUCGCAACCACCUUCUUUGUCGCCAUCUUCCUCGUUGACUUCCGCGCCUGGCCCUGCUUUCCGACCUUUGUGCGCAAUAUUAUCGGCGACUUCGCUAUUCUCAUCGCCAUCCUUGUCAACGUGGGUAUCGAUGCCGCUGUGGGGCUGCCCACACCCAAACUAACCGUCCCGUCGGAGUUCAAGCCGACUAAAUAUGAAGCACGAGGCUGGUUUAUUAACCCCAUCUCCGACACGAACCCUUGGUGGCUGUACAUCGCAGCGGGAUUGCCGGCCCUGCUGGCUACCAUCUUGAUCUUCAUGGACCAGCACAUCACAGCCGUCAUCGUCAACCGCGCAGAGCACAAACUUGUGAAAGGUAGCGGUUAUCACCUGGACUUGCUGGUGGUGGGAUUGCUGGUGGCCAUUCACUCGUUUCUUGGCCUGCCGUGGUACGUGGCAGCUACAGUCAACGCCAUAGCGCACAUCAACUCCCUCAAGAAGGUCUCCGAGUGCGCGGCGCCGGGUGAAAAGCCCACCUUUCUGGGGGUCAGGGAACAGCGUGUUACCGCAUUUUUUGUGGGUGUCCUCAGCGGCGCAGCUGUUUUCAUUACAAACAUUCUCAAAGUGAUCCCCAUGCCAGUCCUGUACGGAGUGUUUUUCUAUAUGGGCUGGUCUGCUCUUGGGGGGAUGCAGCUGAUAGAUCGAAUCUUGCUCAUCUUCAUGCCCAUCAAGUACCAGCCGGACUAUAAGUACCUGCGCCAUGUACCGCUCUGGCGAGUCCACGUCUUCACCGUCAUUCAGAUCCUCUGUCUUGUCGCCUUGUGGGUCGUCAAGUCAGUCAAAUCCAUAUCAAUUAUCUUCCCCCUUCUGGUGGUGUUCACGGGAGUGGUGCGCAAGAUCAUCGAGUGUUUCUUCACGGAGACAGAACUCAAAUAUCUCGACUCCUUGCUGCCACCCAUCGGCCGCAAGAAACAUGAUCGGCUGGAGGCGCACAGCAAGGAGUCAUCAUCGCAUCAUGGCCGGACAGGGCACAGCACGCAUGACAAGGCCUCCUUCUUCCUGAAUGGAGAUCGCGAGUCGCCGCCAGCCUACGACAACAAAGGUUUCGACACGAAGCUUUAGUCCGCUACCUCGCCGUCUGUCUGGUGAUGAUGGUUGCGUGUUGGACACGUGCCUCUGCUGUGUCCAGACUUGUUUCCUUGCUGACCACUGUACAUCUUCCUGUCUGACACGUGACUGGGAAACCAAGAGACUUCUUCUGAAGACUGACCACUUUCUCUCGGCAUAUUGCGAGAAUCAACGAAACAUCUGGGCUAUCGUCGAAAAGAUCUGAUUAAAGUAGACUUGUAUAUACUAUAACUUUCCUAAACAGACGAAUAGAAAGAACUCGCAAAGGUAUUACCUUUUGUCAGGAGGUAGCCGAACCUGACAACAAAAACCAGAACAGGGCGAUGUAAGAAAUAAGUACUGUUGGUAAUUACUGGAUGAUGUUGGUGAGAAGCAGAACUGGUAAAAUCUGGGUUAUACUGGUAACGUCUGACAAGAAACAGAUUUUCGCACUGAUACAAACUUAAUUUUGAGUGCUUGUAUGACUUUUCACAAAAAAAGAUGUAUUUAUUUUGCUUAAUUUUUGUAAUUUGAAAAGAUACAUUUGACAACUAUAAAAAAAAUUUUCCUGUUCAAGAAACUUCACGAAUGGAAGCCAAAGAGCAAACUGAGAAGUUCAUGACUCCUAAAAAUAAACUGUUCACAAUGUGACCCCAAGUAGUAUUAAACAGCGAUCUUUCUGCUGAUAAACAUGCACACAAUGCAUACAAUCAAUCAAUUGCUGGUGAGCAAGCACACAUAAACCUGUUCUAUAACUGUUGAACACUUGCAAUCAACUGUCUUGCUAACGAUGAGCAUGCACACAAACAGGAGUUUCUUGUCCUCAAAGAGGAUUAAUUAGGAGACUUCGUGACAAUCGUAUCUUUGAUGCAUAGUGGUUUUGCAAUCCGCAAAAUAGAUAAAAACAUUGCAUUUAUCUUAAUGAACACAAAAAUAUGGUUGGCAAUAAAGAGAAGCUUUCUUACUUGAUUGCAACUGAACGAUUUGGGUAUUACUGUUUACAUGAACGAAGCGAGCCACAAGGGGAGGACCACUCGUCUUUGUGAUGUAUGUACUUUCUCAAACUUCCACCACUGCUGGCGAUAAUUAAAGUGCAGCUUUACACAUGCUGCAAGUGUAAUGUAAAGGUAACAUGAUAUUGUGUUGUGUAACACUAGGGACACUUGCAUGAAACAUCAAAUGUGCUGUUACAGUACAAAGCUAAUGUCAGUACUUGAAGGAUACAUCGAGUGGUCCAACCUGCAAAUCAAAUGCUCGACUAACUCAAGUGUAGUGUUAAGACAGCAAUGGAGCGAUGGAGCGAUGAAAUAGUAGUUCAUCGAUAGUGUAAUGGUACUAGAACUGCGGCCAGGGAAUCCACAGCAUAAGAUCAAGUGCCUUUCUAAGCCAUUGCCAAUGUAAUAUAAAGUUCAACACUAGAAAAGCUUGAUUAAGCGCAACCAACUGUCAGCAAUAUUCUAUGAUUUUGUGAUGCAGAAGCAUCUGCUUGCGCGUGGCCAUAACAUUCGUGACAAGUUAAUCAGAUGUACGGCCCGCUGUUUACUCAAAGGUAUUCCUCUGUAACUGGGAAAACCUUACUGUAAAAAGUAUUUUUAUAUUUGUGUAUAUAGCAACGUAUUUUAAGCACAAAACUUCUCUGUUGUGGAGCAAAGAUUUUUAGAACUGUUUCCAAAUCCCAGUUAACUGAUGCUGAUGCUGAAAAAGGCUAACUUGUUUUUGAGGCCUUUGACCUGACUAUGUACUUAUGUCUUUCUUAAAACUAGUAGCUGGUAAAUUUUAUAGAUUCAAGAGUGACAAGAAGCCAAAGACAGACAAAAGUUAUGUCAGACAAUUUCAGUAACAAAACAUUGUGCUUGUUCCAAAUCUUAACUGUAUGAUUCUCCACCUGCAAGUCAACCUUAUGACACCACCUUCCCACCACUGGCAGAAAACAAGAUGACGAUCACUUUUAACAUCAAUGAGUCAUCGUCAUCAGAAGUGCAGUUUGACAGUGUUGCCUGUGCCUAUUAGUUAUUGACUGUGAUAGGCAAAGGCAAAUAAUAUACAGUGAUUCUACAACUGUUUUUGAGACCAGCAUCCAUUCUUAUUUUGUUUGUGGUUUUCUUUUUAGUAAAGCGCUUUGAGCUCGCCUUAAAUAGUCGGAAAAAGCGCUAUACAAAUGAAUUUAUUAUUGUUAUUAUUAUUAUUGUUAUUAUUGUUAUUAUUAUUGCUGUGAAAACUUUACUUAUCUGUGUAUGACAUUUGUAAUACAGAAGAAUUAAAAAGUAUAUUUUUUUAGUAUCACACAUAUUUUUAGACUUAUAUUUAAUUGAAUAUUAUCAGAUGCUUUUAAUUUCUCCCUUUUUUCAAAUAAUAUUUGAUGUCGAUUUUGACCAAGCUUCCACUUGGCGGAAGACAAGAGUAGUAACGCCAACCUUUUUCUCUCUUCCGUGAUUUAUUUUCAACGUUUAUCUUAAACCAGGUUUGGAAAAACUAUUCUUACUUUGUAACAUCUAAGUUUACAAUCUGAAUAUGUAUUUCGCAUUAGUGUAGUUUUGUGAUUGCUGUAGUUAUGAUCAUUAGGAAAUUUGCAGGAGAAAGAAGCAUGUGUAGAAUUUAGCUUAUGGAGGGUUUGCGAGGUGUAUUAAGGUUAAGGAACGAAAAUUAAUAUGUGCUAUGGGUACAGAUUUGAUAGCUUGAGUGACAGUCGACGGCCAUGACAAAGAAGUAGGUGGAGCUAUGCAGAUACUAUGAUGUCAGGAGCCUCCUGUCGUCUGCUUACCCUAUAGUCGCACACUUACUUUAACUGAUCCAACAAAACAAAACGUCGCAAAAAAUAUAAAAUAUCCCUAUCACACACAUAGUCCAUUAAAGGCAGUUCAUUUACUGCACACAACUUCACGCCCUGCUCCUCUGUGAACAAUGAAUCAUACGGGAAAUUGGCUCUCCUCUGUACUACCGUUACUAUAUAGUGUAGUUCUGCCGUGCUGUCUUGCUGUAUGUAGAAGCGGGUGCUCAACUACGAUGAAUUUAGUCAGUGUAUAUGACAAUUUUAUAAUGGGGUCAAAUGUGGAGAGUAAAGUUACUUCCUCUCCAAUUUUGAAAGAUAGCAGCGCCCUUGGGGCAGAAUCAAAAAUUUGAUUUUUUAAAAUCUUUUGGUGGAAUGGUGGACUAGACAAUUUAGCAAUGUUAUUGUGUAAGAUUUUCUACUUUAUGUUUAUGUUCUGUAUUAAAACGGUUAUAAAAAUGUUUAAGUCAAUUAGUAUUAAAAAAAGGAUUAAAUUUAGGAAGUAAAGUGUGGAUAACGCAGAAUGAUGUUAAGUAAUUAAACUGUUUGUAUCUUUUCCAUAAAUCUUAAUGAAUAAAACACCUUCUAAGUGC